GCAGAGUUCCUCCAAAGUACAAAUACACACAGAGCUCCCAUUGUUUGCAGCCCUUCACAAGCCCACUGAUCCUAAUAUGGAAUUCAGCAGGAAACCCAUGAUUUCCUGACACACAGCAAGCUGGAGAAAGAAAGGAAAAACUCCAUUAAAAACCUCCAGGCUCUCCUCCAUGUUAGAAAUGAAAUGGAAAAUGGAGUGGAUUUAACAGGAAUCCCUGAUUCCUGCAGCCAAGCUGGAGGAAGGGAAACGCGAAUCAAAGCUGCAGGCUGCUGAUAUUUUUUAAGUCGCAAUAAAUACUGAGAACUCCCAAGCAGGAUGAAGAUUUCCUGACUCUGACGAGUAAGAAGGGACAGAUAGCUUUUUAAUGAUAUUUCUCUCUGUAUAUUUAAUUUAUUCACCUCGAUGAUUCUCUUUACUGAUCUGGUAAUUGUUAGAAGUGGCUGUGACAGCCUGGAAACAUUAGUAUGAUUUCCUGAGUUUGAGAUUUGCUGCCCCCCCCCCCCCCCCCAUCAAACUCAGGAAAAGUCAAUACAAUCGCACUUCAUUUUUCCUUCAUGUGCACUUGGAAGUCCUGGGAGAAGCAAGAGCAGCGGCAGCAGCAGCAACAGCAAGAAUGAACUGCAAGGAAAAUGACAACUGCACUGACGGGAGCAGCAAUAACGCGAAGAAGAUGUUAAAAUGUGUGGUGGUUGGGGAUGGUGCAGUUGGGAAAACCUGUUUGCUGAUGAGUUAUGCCAAUGAUGCCUUCCCAGAGGAGUAUGUCCCCACUGUGUUUGACCACUAUGCAGUAACUGUGACUGUGGGAGGACAACAACACUUGCUGGGACUUUAUGACACUGCAGGGCAGGAGGACUACAACCAGCUGAGACCCCUGUCCUACCCUAACACCGACGUCUUCUUGAUCUGCUUCUCGGUGGUGAACCCCGCCUCGUAUCACAACGUCCAGGAGGAGUGGGUGCCCGAGCUGAAAGUCUGCAUGCCCAACGUGCCUUACGUCCUCAUAGGAACACAGAUCGAUCUUCGGGAUGAUCCCAAAACUUUGGCUCGGCUGCUUUACAUGAAGGAGAAACCACUCACCUACGAGCAUGGAGUGAAGCUAGCAAAGGAGAUUGGAGCACAAUGUUAUCUGGAGUGCUCAGCCCUCACACAGAAAGGCCUUAAGACUGUCUUCGAUGAGGCAAUCCUGACCAUUUUCCAUCCCAAGAAGAAGAAGAAGCAUUGUGCAAAGUGCCAUAGGUGCUGCAUCCUUGUGUGAAGUCACUUGGAAAGAAAAGAGAGAUGAGUUCAAUUGAAACAAAGGUUAGAAAGGCAAUGAAGGUCACAUGAAACUGAAAUGCAGAACAUGACCAGAAAGGGGUCUUUCUUUACCCAAAUAUAGGAGCCCUCUGUUCUGUGAAACCUCCAAGUUGAAUCACACUAGGCCAACUCAUGUCUAUGUGCUUUCCUAACCCUCCAGAGCUGUACGCAGCCUGCUCCCACCACUGCAGACUGCACUGAGCCAACAGAAACCAGGGUGCCUGCUCCUGCUUGACUCUUCAAUUUAGGAAUAAGGUGAAGGUGGCAUGUGGAAAAAAAGUUCUAAAGGUGGUGAAAGAAACAAGAGAAACUCCAUUUCUGGCCUUAAGCAAGAAUCAAUCAAAAUUAGGAAUUUGCAGUACUUAGGGAUUGAAUCUGAAUUGACUGAAAGCACAUGAUCUGUAGAAAUCUAAUAUGUAAGAUAUACACUAUAGGUAGGGUGUACUUUUUAACUACUUUUCUUUUAUAAGACCCACUAGUUCAGGAUAUGCUUUAGUUUGUUCAAAUCGCAUGGAAGCAAAAGUGGAGCGAUUCCAAUUUGUUUUCACUUAAUGGUGAAACCUCACAGCAUCAGAAUGUUGCUGCACCCAAGCAAUCAAAAUGGAUCAACAUUUACCUCCAGACUUAAGGAAUGUUCUUAUAACAAAAAAAAAUGCAAAUAACUGUAUUUUUACAGGGGAAUGUUCAGGCUGAGCCAUGUUUCCAUAAGCUGGGAAAGGAAGAACAGAGUUGUAGCAUUAAUGUACUGAAACAAAGAAAGUCUACCACCAAAGAAUAUAGCCCUGGACAUGAAAUAGCAGCAUGGAACCAUCUCCCUUCCAAACUGAGAACACGAAUGAGACACAUUGCCAUGGCAACUGAAAAUUUACCUUAUAGAUCAGCUGGGUUUCUACAUCUCACCCAGCAGACAAGAACAGCAAAAGCCAAAAUGCCAAAGGUCAUGCUGACUUCAAGUGCUUUAAGGUGAUCCAAAUGCCUUAAGAUUUUUUUUUCUUUUAAUGGAGUAUCUCAUGUAAAAAAACCUAUCAAAGUUGAGAUGUAAACAUGUUGAUUUAUUGUAGCCUUCUUCCCCCCAUUCAUUACUUCCUUCUUUGCUCCCAUUUUUCCAUCUUCAUUACUGUGGGUGCUGUUUAAGUUGCAGCCCGGCUGCAGUCAGCAGGAGGGAACUUUCACAAAAGUCAC
This is a messenger RNA of Pezoporus occidentalis (night parrot), 2478 nucleotides long. It is a transcript of the gene RHOJ, whose product is annotated as ras homolog family member J. The record is from RefSeq and is a predicted model, not a curated record. Gene Ontology annotation, biological process: Cdc42 protein signal transduction; establishment or maintenance of cell polarity; endocytosis. The transcript has 5 exons. NCBI's taxonomy places the organism in Eukaryota, Metazoa, Chordata, Aves, Psittaciformes, Psittacidae. The coding region runs from base 614 to 1255 and encodes 213 amino acids. Gene Ontology annotation, molecular function: GTP binding; GTPase activity; protein kinase binding.